Molecule: messenger RNA, 1641 nt
Organism: Penicillium canescens
Lineage: Eukaryota; Fungi; Ascomycota; Eurotiomycetes; Eurotiales; Aspergillaceae
Product: carbohydrate-binding module family 50 protein
Exons: 6
Coding region: 1-1641 (546 amino acids)
Source: RefSeq, a predicted model, not a curated record
AUGGCCUGGUAUAUCUGGGGUGUUGUGGCCUUAGCUACGAGAGGCGUGGCGGACAGCACGGCCGAUCUAUCGACCGCCUGUGCGACAGCGCUUCAGGCGUCACUGGUUUGUGAUCCCUUCUUGACCUAUGUUAUGACCAGCAACUACUAUACAUCCGUUGGGAACACUACAAUCCAAGAUGAAUUUUGCAGCACAGCUUGUUCUAGUGAUCUGGCGAGCUAUCGUGAUGAUGUCGCGACGAGUUGUGCCAAUGAUCCGCAGCCCUUCUCUGGGUAUCCCGCGACAUAUUGGGCAGAUUGGGCUAUUUCUGCUUUUGACCAUGUCUGUAUGAAGGACGCAGAUACUGGAGAGUAUUGUGUGGAUGUCAUUGGGGGAUACUUCCAGAAUCAAACCGUUGAGUCGGACGGAACCAACCUCCCAACGGACCAAUUGUGCUCCAGCUGUGUGGUAGCUCUCUUCAGCUUAAUGCAGAGCACCCCUUAUUCAAACUAUGAUCCUACCUUGGCCAACGUAUGGAGUAACAUCCAGAGCCAAUGCUCCUUGAGUCAGCCAACUGCAGUGCCUGCGCUGGACACCAACUUGACGCAGCCUGGAGGAUUUGCACUACCCCGAUAUUCCACAUCUUCUGCGCUAUGUCUCUCUGGGAUCACAUAUACUGUAGUUAGUGGUGACAGCUGUGAAGCUCUCGCCGAGAAUUAUGGCGUAUCGACAGGCACACUUAUUGCGAUCAAUGAUCUCUAUGUUGACUGCACCAACUUAGGGAUUGGCCAGGUCCUUUGUAUCCCGCCCCAAUGCACCACAUAUAACGUGGAAAAUGGCGACACCUGUGACGCGAUUGCGAAUAACACCAGCACCAGCUUCCAGCAGCUUGUAGCAUGGAAUCCUUCUUUGGGUUCAUACUGCACCAAUCUGCUGUCUGGAGAGAAUAUCUGUGUCAGUCCUCCAGGCGGUGUCCAGAACCUAACCACCAUUGCGGGUGCCACCGCUACCCAGACGGGCAUCUAUGCAACAACCACUGCUUCUCGACCGAGUCCUGUUGCUACCGGAACGACACUUGACUGUGGAAAAUACUACCAGGUUCAAGCUGGAGAUAAUUGCCAGCUUAUCUCGCUCAAUCAGACCAUCUCCAUUGUUCUUCUGGAAGAGAUCAAUCCUGAUAUCGACUCAACAUGCUCAAAUCUCGAGCUUGGCGUCUACUACUGCAUCCUACCUACAAAGGACUGGAACGCAACCGUGACCUCUACAAUCGUCACGGCCCCAACCACGACCCCUGUCGGAACGACCUCUGAUUGCUAUCAAUACUAUGUGAUUCAAUCUGGCGAUUACUGCUCCCUCAUCGAAAGCGAAUUCGACAUCACCAUGGCCCAGCUCCAACUCUGGAAUCCAGCUCUCCUUUCCAAUUGCUCCAACCUCGCCCUUGGUGAAGCCUACUGCGUCAAUGGCGCCGAACAGGCUUCCCCCUCCAUUCCGGCCACUGUAUCGGUGACUGCUACGGCUGCGGCAAAAGAGAUAUCUCAUCCCCGGCUACUGCAGUGCCUCAAACAAUGGCGAGUUUCCAGGCUGGUGGUGUGCCGUAUGGGUGGCCUGGGUUACAGGCGCCGAAUCUGGCAAGGGCGUAUGCAGCGGCGACGCAAAAUGUAG